Akanthomyces muscarius is the source of this 744-nucleotide messenger RNA. RefSeq lists its product as uncharacterized. Gene Ontology annotation, molecular function: protein serine/threonine phosphatase inhibitor activity. The record is from RefSeq and is a predicted model, not a curated record. The transcript is spliced from 2 exons. The coding region runs from base 1 to 744 and encodes 247 amino acids. Lineage: Eukaryota; Fungi; Ascomycota; Sordariomycetes; Hypocreales; Cordycipitaceae.
AUGAGCCAGUUGCGCCUAGCGGAUUUCUUUUGGAAUGAAGGUGUGAACUUUCCAUCGAUUGAGCGACUCUAUCCCGCUCUGCUGCGUGAUCUCAGCAUAGGAACACAAAAGACCAUCUCGGUCAACUCCGAUUCGCCUUUGUCAGAAGCACUCACAACAAUGAACGAGGAAGGUCUGACAAGCGUGGCCGUUGUUGACAAUGGCCAUAAUGUAGUUGGCAACAUCUCAACCAAAGACGUUCGCCAUCUCACAAGCACUUCGAGCGCUCCUCUGCUGGACUCCUCUUGCAUGCACUUCAUUUCGGUCAUUCUGAAUGAGCGAGGCGUCGAAAAGGGUCAGGAUACGUUUCCGGUCUUCUACGUUAACCCUUACUCCAGUCUGGCUCAUACUGUUGCCAAGCUAGUGGCAACAAGAUCGCAUCGCAUGUGGGUGGUCGAAUCGUCGUCGCCCUCCCCCUCUGCUCCAGCAACGCCAUUACUCUCUGCGCAGGCCUCUUCCACAGGAGCACCACCGUCUCCAGCGCCGGCAGCUGCGGUGCCAGCUUCGGCGCUGGCUGGAGCUGGCCUUUCCGGGAAGCUUACCGGCGUUGUUUCAUUGACUGAUGUUCUCAAUAUUUUUGCUAAAACCACAGGCUUAAAGCCCGGCGAUCCGAGUGAACAACGGGCGAGGCGCCGGCGAAGCUCUAGUAGCUCUAUUCGGCCCAGCCUAGACUUGACAAGAGCCAGCACGGAUUCCCGUCGCUAA